AUGCGCUGCGUCUUCUUCAUCUUUCGCUUUUGGAUAUGGGCCUGUGUGGGGCUUAUGUACAUAUACUUGCUCCCACUGCGCUGCGUCCUGCGUCAAGGUCGCAAGUUGAAUGAACAGCGUACAAGCUCUGGUGUGAUCCCAAGCUUGGGACAGCAGUUCGUCUACGAAAUCAUCCAGUUCGCCGUCACGGAUGCGUACACGGAAGAUCCUAACCGCAUAAAGAGGGUUAGGGAGUUUAUCGGCGCUCACGCGCCUGGCCCAAUAUACACGGGUCUACAGCUCGAAGAGCCCACGAACCAGCUUACCGGCUUCGUAGGAUGGCACUCCAAGAAACAGCAUGAAGACUUUGAGGACGCCUCGGUGUACUACGAUCUCGCACCCCUAGUCAUACCAAUCGCAGCCGGCGGCUCGGUGACCGUCCACGCUACGUUCGAACCAGCAGGUGGAGAAGUGGCUGCGUUUAAUGCCCCUAUUACUGAGCUCGUGUGGCUCACGCCCAAGACGGGCGUGUCAUCCGACGACGUCUUGAGUGCGCUCAGAGCCACGGUUGAGGGAAUGAACGAGAGUGCGAAGAGCGAUCCGACGAUGUUCGGAGUUGCUGCAGGGAGGGUGCAAGAGGAGGAGAAGUUCGUAUAUGUCGCUGGGUGGUCAUCCGUCGAGGCUCGCAAGGAGUGGGUACGGAAGAAUGUCGACCCAGCUCAAUCAAGUGCGAGAUGGCUUUCUGUCAAACCAAGGAAGACUCUGCUUGACCUGGCCGAUAUGUCACUUGUUGACCUUCAGUUGUCCGGUGGGCGGUGA
Peniophora sp. CBMAI 1063 is the source of this 798-nucleotide messenger RNA. The record is from the annotation of a GenBank genome assembly. NCBI's taxonomy places the organism in Eukaryota, Fungi, Basidiomycota, Agaricomycetes, Russulales, Peniophoraceae.